AUGAAUUGCUGCAACUUCAAGAGCACAGGCGUUGAGCCUGUGCGGGUGUUCUUUCCCUCGGAGAAAGACACCACAGAAAUGACUCUCAGCAAGGGACCCGUUUAUACGAGUCUCUUCGAUGUCACCAUCACCCGGCCGGGUUAUUACGCCCUCUCCGUCUCGAAUACCACUGAGGCGAGCGAACCGUUGUGGGAUGCCCUUUUCUUGGGGCUGGCGAACAUGCGUUUGGAGUGUCAAUACACCUUGGAGCCUCCGACAGAUCCCUCAGCGGAGGCGCCUUCCUGGUCUCCUGCAGCAGGAGCAAUGAUGCGUUCUUCUGUCUCGGGGCUUAUGCGUCUUGUGAGUGAAAAGAAUAGAAAUAUUGAAAGAGAGGGCCCCGCAGCCUUCUCUUUCCCCUCCAUAACGGAUGACUUCGACGGAACCCCCCAGAUACCCCAGGACUCCUUUUAUUCACGGCAGCGCGCACCUGAUGGUCUUGCUGCUGCUCCUGCUGCUCCUGUUGCUGCUCCUGAUCCUGCCGCGGUCCCUGCUGCUCCUGAUCCUGCUGCGAUUCCUGCUGCUCCUGAUCCUACUGCGGUCCCUGCAGCUCCUGCUGAUGAUCCUGCUGCUCCUCCGGGUGCUGCUGCGGGUGUUGCUGCUGCUGCUGCUGCUCCCCCUCCUCCUGCUGCUCCUACUGAAGCAUUCCCCUUUUGCUUGGGGAUGGAUCUAGGGGAGGCAUCACAGGAGAAGAUGAAGGAAGAAGAUGGUUGGGCGUUUAGACGGUCUACGACGGAGGUAUUGACUGAGGCCCUCAAGGGUUUAGACGAGAGUUUAGGGUCUGUCUUAGUAAACGGGAAUGAAACGGAGGGCAUAGAGCCGCUUUAUGACACAGGAGAGAUAGCAGCUAAGAACGCUGCGCAACAGCAAGACAACAGGGAAAUGAAGGGAGUGUCUCUACAGGGUCUUUUCUUUGGGGUAUCCCCCGGAGACGGUGGAGCGCUGCAAAUGCCUUUAGCUGACACUGCUUUUGAGAUUGCCUUGAAGGAAGAGCAGCCAGAGGAGAUUAUCCCUGUGGUCUUGCAGGAGAGGCUUGAGGGGAAUAGUAACGACCCGAUGUGGGUGGAGGGGGAGGCGAGUAGGGAGACACCAACAACAGCAGCAGCUGUUGCUGCAGCAGCUGCUGCUGCUGCUGCAGCAACAGCAAGGCCUUCGGCUGCUCUCCCCGUCCUGCUUCGUCCCCGAGAGAGUUUGUCUCCUGCAGUGGCCGUUGAACAGGAGACAGAGAAGAAGGAUGCAGCAGCAGCACCAGCAGCAACAGGAUCAGGCAGCGCGGUGUCAGUUGAGAGAGAUCCAUCAGAGAGAAGUACUGUGGGGUACGAGAGUAGCACGCGAGACCGCCCUAAAGAUACAGACACUUCGUUUAGUGAAGGAGGCAACACGAUUGGGGCUUUGCAUCGUGAGGAGCCGCUGCAUGCAGCAGCAGAGCCUCAGGGUGUCUUUACAGGAGGACGGCCAGAGGGAGCGGAAGAACAGAAUGCAACAGACAGAGACUUUUCGGUGUCUCCAGAGGAGAUCUCACGAGACAAGAGAAGUGGAGGGUGCAGAAGUGCAGCUACAGAGGGCAGCCCUUCCCCAACCAAAUUGUAUGCAAGAGCUUUGUCUCUUCCUUCCCUGCAUUCGCGGUUGCUGCAAAUGACAGCAGCAGGUUCAGCUGACUGGGGAAGUUUAGAUUUGCUGCGUAUGUUGGGGGCUCUGCCGGAUGGGCUGCUGCCUGAGGAGGAGGCGGAAGAGCUGCGAGAAGAUGUUUUGUUCUAUGAAGCCGACGGUCAUUACACGGAGACAGGAGAAGAGUACUGCAUGCCCCUUGGAGAGCAGCAGCAACUCGUCAAGCUCCUACCCAGCAACCUCGUCUCUGUCAGAGCCAACAGCAGAAAAUUCUCCUUCCUCUUCGUUCCUUCGGCUGGCAGUCACCUCUUCAUUGAUUUGAGGGCCAGCCUCUCUUUAGGGAUGUCUCUUAGCGCCACCCUCGAGUUGGUGUACUGCGGAGCUCCGUCUUCUCCUCUGUACAAGGAGCUUCCGAGUUUCUACAGCCAAACAGACAGGAAGUGCGUCUUGUCUUUAGACGGGGCUGGGCUGUACGCAGCAGUGGGGCAGCUGGUAAUGCUGCGGCAGCUAGAGAAGGAAGUUCGCUUUCUUAUGGGGGACCGCCGCCUCAACGUGGCGAGCUGCUUUGACUUCAUCGUAGGCACGGGGACCGGAGGCCUAUUGGCUCUGGCGUUGCUUCGGGGGUUUUCAGUGGUUCGUCUGCUGCGAGAAUGGGCAGGGGUGGGGGGAAAGGACUCAGAUGGAUUGGCCCCCGACUGGAGGAGUUCUUUCUUUAUGCAGCUCAUUGCAGCGUCUCAGCCUCAGUUCAACUUGGUAAUGGUAUUAGAAACAGAGCCUCCAAUUGAUAUGAAGACACCUUAA
This is a messenger RNA of Eimeria acervulina, 2445 nucleotides long. Its product is annotated as patatin-like phospholipase domain-containing protein, putative. The transcript has 7 exons. The record is from RefSeq and is a predicted model, not a curated record. Lineage: Eukaryota; Apicomplexa; Conoidasida; Eucoccidiorida; Eimeriidae. Bases 1 to 2445 code for a protein of 814 amino acids.